AUGCCCAAGGAACCUUGGCUGGCUGGGUUGGAUGAAGACUGGCCCUCACAACCAUCCACACCGUGCUCUUUGUCUCAUUCGCCAACCCUCCCAGGAAGCGGUCACAAGCAUUCAGCGCGCAAAUGCAUUAGUUGCGAAGAGCGAAGCCGGAUACCCAAACCUGAGGCUCCGUCCCCCCGAAUACGAGGAAGAAUUACGCCUAGAGGCGCAAAACAAAGCCAAAUGAAACGGGGUGGCAGUACAACUCCUACAAGUGCUCGAGCAUCGCCAUCACCGCGUGCCAGUCCCUCUCCACGAGCUUCGCGAACGUCAAAGAGCCCUGCGAAGCCUUCCCCCAAAACGAGCGUCAACCAACCGACGCCAGCGCGUAAAAGGCCAACCUCUACGCCGCUAAAGAACGUGAUGUCAGCUCGGUCGAGUUCCAUGGCAUCAACCCGUACAAGCGAACAGGGAACAGUUCAAGUACGAGCUGAUAAGGAAGAUACAAAGGGCACUCCGGAAUGGAAGCGGCGUAUCGUUCGAGGAGAGAUAUCUGCCGACGAACAACGUGAUUUAUUCGCACCCAUGGGACUAGAGAACAUCUUCAGACAACCGGUGAAUGCCGCAGGCUCCGACGUUUUGUCCUCGUUCGCUCUAUUCAAUCAUACUGAAAGCGAUGCUCAGUUUCAGGCCGCUAGAGGAACAGCAGACAAAGGCUCUCGGCGUAAGGUUUCGUUCAAGACUAACGACACGGUAGAUUACGACCACAAUGUCUCAGCAGAUUCGGUACAUCUUAAAGUGCGGACAAUAUCUAAGCGCGGCAAAUAUGGCCUGGACGGUGUCUCAGAUACGGAUAGUCGUUUGCGUUCGGCCAGUGGGGAGGAGGAACUCCGCAAUGAAGACUUGACCCCUAUAUUUUUAUCAACGAACAACACUGUCGAACGUCGCACUGGUUCGGGUAUCUUGCAAUCUGCACUAAAGCAGCUUAAUGACAUGUCAGGAGGUUCGGAUCAUCGACAGUCAACAACCACCGGGGAAGACCGAGGAAAUGGUGAAGCCACUACUCUCAAUCCCAACGAACUCGUCGGUUUCAGCAGCCCGUACUUUCCGGAGGAUCUUUCCACAGGCACACAAGACGCAUUGCCAACUACUCAACCUUUUGUCACUAUCGAGCGAGGAGGCCACUCCGAGGGCUCCUUCCAAAUGCGGCAGCUUAGCGCUUCAUCCUUCCCGUCUAAUCUACAGUCUUCUGUCCUCACCAAUUCGAAGAUUCGUAGUUCGCCACCAAUGAUUGACUAUGAUGCUACCCCUCAAUCUCCUAACGACAGACACGCGGUUCCUAUAAUCAGCUUUUCACCUGAGGGAGAACCAAGUUCCGGAAGACCGCAAACUGCUAACAUGAGCAGUCCACUUAAACUUUUCGCCAAUCAUGACACUUUCACGAACAACAAGCUCCUACGGCGCAUGAGCCAAUUUGAAGAGACAUUUCAAGAUGUAUCACAAGACGAUGAACCACCAUCGCCAUCCCUGAUCGCGAAAAGGACGCGUACUACAAAACGCAGCCUGCCAAAUCUCAGACGCGGAAAUUCCCAUCCACAAAAAACUGUUACUCGUCCGGCUACUCAAGAUGCCGUGAAUCCUCGCAUGAACAGCUUCGGAAACAGCCAUUUCAACUUCGGGUUCGCUAGUCAAGAAGCUAGCUUGGUGCCCAGUAUCUCCUUCCAACAAUCGUAUAUACGUGAACGACAACUUAGACAGAGGUCGACUUCUCGAAAUACAGCGAACGAGAACGUACGGAGAGCUAAAAGCCUAGAGAAUCUACUAGACACCGGAUCUUCCACAAGGGCUCUCCAGAGAAGACUUUCACGCCACCCUAGCAGCCGCCGAUCUAGUCUGGGGAUACCUCAGUCCAACUCCAACGUAAGACGCAUAAGCAAUAUGUCAAGCAGGACCACAGCUCGGAAAAGGCGUCGAACUCUACAACAUACCGAAGGCCAGGCUGUCGAUGCUACGGAACUAAUUGAAUCUAUACUUAACAUGAGCCUCGAGGAGAAGACGACGAGGGACCAAUCUCAAAUCGAACAUACCGAAGUUCCAUGGAACAGGGUUUCAUCGAGAAGCGGUUUUCAUAGAGCUGAUGAUUUUGACGAAGAUUCCUCAAGUCCAGAAGAUCACAAGCGCUCCCUUACUACUCAGGAUUUCAUGGAUGAGGCUACCAAAGUCAUGAGUAUAAUCCGAGCAAAGAGCAAAUACACGAACGGAUUAGCGAGCGUGGAAGAAUCAAAUCUUACAGGGCAGGAUGAAGAGGAGGACGACAUGUCCAGUCGAGAAAACCUUUCACGACCUCCAAGUCGCGAAGGUGUGGAUAUGCGGAAGUUCAGAGAACCGCGACCGUUGCACCCACGUGUUGUCAGUCAUCUCAAGAAGUUUGCGGAUAAAGAAGAUACGGAACAACUCAUGGCAUCGGUCAUGUCCGAUUUGUACAAAGGGAACGAGCUGAUUGUCGAUGACUCGAAAGUUGGCGGAGAUGGGACGAAUAGUCUGCAGAAUGUGCGGAUUUUCCCUCAGCGAAAACGAAAGUAUUCGGAUGAUGACACCCCCAUGCAUUCAAUCCCAACUGUAACAUCCAGUGGUUCAAAUACUAAGGGCGUUAUUGCUUCUGACAUGGUUUCACACUUAAUUCCAGAACAAGUCAACGGGAUGAAUUACGAUCGAGCAACGAAAUCUUGGAUCAAACAGAAAGUCAACCUGGCAAAUGGAAAUAUCCGCAGCGAAGAAAGUGAAGAUGACCCAUUUGGCAGUAUCCCCGAUCUGAGUUAUGAUGAGCUUGAAGAAAUCAAGAGAGCCGAACAGUUCGCUUCUCCAUGCAAAAACGGACCGACAACGGAAACUGGACGAAUAGAGACAACGAUUAAUGAGAAAAUCACCUCUCAAGGGUCCGAAAGACCAGUCACUCGUGACGGAAAUCCUCUUAUAGCCGACUCCAGCUCUGUACAUUCGAAGACUACGCGGUUCACCUCGAGUGGCCCACAACCCGAAACUCGAGCCACGUCAUGGGGAACAGAACAUAUCACUGUCAAUGUGGGCAGGUUUGCACAGCACGGUGCGAAUAAGUUAAGCGGUGAGCCUAUAGCGGAUCAGGAUCAAUACACCAGGAAUUCGAAGCAAUCCAUGGGGUCCAAUUCAAAGAGGCCUGGAACUAUUAGCUUCUCUUCUCCACUCGUAUCGCACAUCUCCUAUCUUGACGACGGCGAGGAGGUAAAGACGCCAAAAAUCAACACAACUGAAGAACAUGAUGAGCGACAAUUUGAUCACAGACCAUCGGCUGGUGCUCCAUCUCGCCGCACUUCCCUGGAUGGGAUACCGUUUAUUGGUCGUCCCAUAUCUCGUAUUGACGAACGGACGGAGGAGAGUUAUGCAGAAAUGAGUUUGGUUCGUCGAAACUCAACAGGGCAGCUCGGCUCUACACCGAUGUCACAACGAUUAGAAAGAUCCAUGGUAGUUCCAUCAUCUAGAGAACAAGACACCUACAGCUUCUAUUUGAGCUCGCUUGCCGAAUUCACCGUCAAUCAGACAGAUGACCCUAUACAUCCCGAGCCCAGCUAUGUUGCCCCUCGCACUCAUCCCACUUCUUUGCGUCAAAUACACGGAACUUUUGCUCUGGCUACAGAAGACCUCAUCAGACAUAUCACUGAUGUGGAACCUACUGAACCUUUUUGGGGGCAAUUACGCCGGUUGUCUCUGCGGGAUAAAGGCAUCGUUACUCUUCAUCAGUUGGACAAGUUUUGCCCUCUACUAGAGGAGUUGGACGUCUCUGAGAAUGAACUCGCACAACUUGACGGAACUCCCUCAACUCUGCGUGACUUGUGCGUGCAGCACAAUUGUCUUACAAACUUGACUGCCUGGGGCCACCUUAUCAACCUUCAAUAUCUUGACAUCUCCGGCAAUCAACUUGAAACUUUAGACGGCUUUUCAGGGCUGAUCCAUCUCCGAGAGCUUCGCGCCAACAAUAACAGAAUACGCAACGUAAAGGGAAUAUUUGGAUUGAACGGUCUUUUGCGUUUAGAGCUGAAGAACAACAACCUGACUACGGUGGAUUUCGAGGGCUCAGAAUUGAUUCGUUUGAGUGAACUUGAUCUCAGCAACAACCAAAUCGGUGCCGUUCAUCAUCUUGAGUACCUUCCAGCUAUAGAGACUCUAGAUCUAAGCGAAAAUCAGAUGAGAGAGCUUCACGCGCAUGUACCGAUCCGAAACCUAUGCAAUCUGAAAGUAUCGAGCAACCGAUUAUCUGCAUUCGAUGCGUCAUGUUAUCCAAAGCUGCGACUGCUCUACCUUGAUAACAAUUAUUUGACCACUGUAACCGGCCUGUCUGGAUGCGGGAUCGAAAUCUUCUCGGUACGAGAGCAAUUCUCUGGGCAAUCACCGGAACUGGGAGCAUCUCUUGACAUUGAUCUUACACCACUCAGUGACGCUCGCAAGAUCUUUUUAUCAUCCAACCGACUCUCAGAUCGAACACUUUCACCUUCGGUUCCGAUGCUAGCAUUGCAACUUCUGGAUAUUGCGUCUUGCGGCCUCCGGGAUCUUCCAAGUCACUUUGGGAAAAACUUUCCUAAUCUACGUGUUCUCAAUCUGAAUUUCAACUCCGUUAGCGAACUUGGAGCUAUCGCCGAUAUGAGAGGUCUGAGUCGUUUGACAGCAGCAGGUAAUCGAAUCAGCAGACUCCGCAUGCUCUGCCAGGUCGUAGCAAGAAUCGGACGAUCGAGUCAGCACGAUUACAGUUCUCUGAGGACCAUUGAUCUUCGAAAUAACCCUCUCACCGUUGGAUUCUAUCCACCGCAGAUUUCGGGAAGCGGACGUGCUGAGACGCAUAUCAAAGUGUUGGAAGACAAGCUUCAAAAGACACAUCAGCGCCAGAACCGUAUCGAAACGGGCGCCGACUUGCUACCAGCCAUGCUUGGGGAAACAGAAGACAAUGCAGUGGUUGGAUUUGGGAGUCAGACGAAUGGCAAGGAAAGGGGCGCAGACGUGGAAAUAGACGAUCCGUAUACGCUUCCCCUUGCAGACGCCGAAGCGGAUCAGAAAUAUCGAUCCCGACUGGACGGAUCUACCAAAUCAAGACGUAUGACAUUGGAAGUCCUAUUGUAUGCCGGAACUAGCGGCUCUAUCAGGGUCCUAGACGGUCUGGAGCUCAGACCUAUUUUGGAAAAUGAGAAAGGAGAUGUUGAUAGACUGUGGAGUAAGUUGGAGCAAUUGGGCGUUUUGACGAAGAAAUCUCCGGACAAUGCAUUGUGUCAGUGAUGAAUUGGGUUCGGAUUAAGGAGGUUUCUAUUUGCAUGCAUUUUCUUGGUUUUACUGGUUUUGGCUCGUGGGGUUGAGCGGUGCUAUGGCAUGGUUUGGCGGUUUGAUACAUGAGAAGCA
Molecule: messenger RNA, 5397 nt
Organism: Talaromyces stipitatus ATCC 10500
Lineage: Eukaryota; Fungi; Ascomycota; Eurotiomycetes; Eurotiales; Trichocomaceae
Product: conserved leucine-rich repeat protein
Exons: 2
Coding region: 1-5277 (1758 amino acids)
Molecular function (GO): protein binding
Source: RefSeq, a predicted model, not a curated record